Messenger RNA from Halteromyces radiatus, 2520 nucleotides. RefSeq lists its product as uncharacterized. NCBI's taxonomy places the organism in Eukaryota, Fungi, Mucoromycota, Mucoromycetes, Mucorales, Cunninghamellaceae. The transcript has 7 exons. The coding region runs from base 62 to 2482 and encodes 806 amino acids. Gene Ontology annotation, molecular function: GTP binding. The record is from RefSeq and is a predicted model, not a curated record.
AUCAUCAUCAUCAUCAUCAUCAUCUUCACUAUCAUCAUCUUCACUUGUCAACAACAAUAAAAUGAAAGCUCUUUCACUCUGCAAUCAUCAUUAUAUCAACGCCUCCACGUCUUCACUACCAGCCUUACUCCCAUCAUCCACUUCAUCAGCUCCUAUACCAAGGACAUCAUCAUCUACUAACAGCAAGAUCAUCAACAACUCCACGCAACCAAAUCAAAUGGCCAUCGAACGGAAAGGAAACAUGAUACCAAAACUCACCAUUUUGGAUAUUCUGGAAAAUGGAUCCUCACCAACCAACAAACAUCUUCGAUCCUCCUCAAGAACAAACAAGAGAUUAUCAGCUCAGCCGCCACAUCAUCAAACACCUAUCUUCCUCAAACACACUGCUGCCGAUUCAGUCCCACAGCAUAUCAAAGAAGCGGUUGAACGUGACAAAGCAACCAACGAAUUUCAUCACUUCGAACCUCACAUGCCAGAUACACCAACCCCACUCACUAGAUCCACCUCUCUUUCUCAGUUUCCUCUACCGCCUAUCACUACCACUGCAACAACCACAACAACUACAGCCGCAUUAACACCAGCAACGACAGUAGUACCCUCAGAAACCGUAUUAGCAGCAGCAGCAGCAGCAGCAGCAGCAGCAGCAAUAUCAACAGAAUCAGUGGACACAAAGUAUCCAGAAGCAACGUCCGCACCAUCUCCGCCACCGCAUGAACCCAACAAUGAUGAUGCAUCGCUCGAUUCAUCCUCUUUGUACGACAAGGAGAACCAGUCCAAUGGUACAAUGGAGACCCAUGAGCAAGACGAUCAGCUCGAUCAAGAUGCUUCUUUUUAUAGCAACACAAAAGAAGGGAAUAAAAUGGAUGACGACCUUAUUGACAACAGCAGCAACAGUAACAUCAACAAUGUAGAAGAUGAAGAAUUGGACAACAAGAUGGAUUUACUAGUGUAUCUACCAUCCUCUGAACAACAUUUAUGUGAUUUUGGAAAAACUCUAUUGACCGAGCUUGAUAGGAUUUCUUGUGAUUCGAUAUUUCAAAGCCAUGAACGUCCUUUAUCGUCGUCCUCAUCAUCAUCAUCAUCAUCGUCAACUAUCUCCUCAAUGAAAGAAGAAACGACGAUCGAGGGCUCUCAGCAACAUACGGAAACUAGAAUGGACGAAGCUAGACAAGAUGAACAUACACAUUCCGUGGCUUGGCAAUUACUGGACGGACAAGAGGAUAAUGUGAAGCUUCUGAUACAAGAUGAGAAACAUCAAGUAGAUUCAGUGGCCAGUGGACGAUUGUAUAUCAAAGUGAUUGCAGCUGAAAAUCUGGAUUUCCCUAUUGAUUACGAUGCACCAGCCGUACGAUGUUCCUUGGGUAAUGGAAGUAACUAUAUCGAGUCGGGUUAUUACAAGAUGCAACAUGAUAUUCAUUUUAAUCAUGAAUUCAUAUUAGACAAUGUUCAAUCCGAUGAAGAAUUCACACUAACUUUACAUGCGGUUCGACCUGGUCAAGAUAUGGUCCCAUCAUCAUCAACAACAACGAUAACUUCUAAGCGUUGGUCAAGGCGGUCUUCCUUUACUAGCCGAACAGAUGAUUUAUCAAGGUACAUCAAUCGACAAGACGGUGCAUUGGCGCAGACACGAGUUUCGUUGGCAGCAGUAUCCUAUCAGUGUCGUUCAAGAUUGUGUACGGCAUCCUUUGCUUUAGUCAAUAGUUGGUAUCGCCCUGCGAAGAAACCAAAUCAUCAUCCUCUUUUAAUAUCCAGGUCGAAAAAGGAAAAACGCUUGAGUUUGGUACCAGAAAAGGCUGUGGGCAAGAUUACUAUGGAAUUGUUUUAUUUACCUAAUGCUGAUCCUCAAAUUCCUGAUUUACCUGAAGAUAUGGAUGGAUGUGAAAAUGCAUUGAAUAUUCAACGAUUUCAUCAAACCGUUUGGUGUUCUGGUUACAUGUCCCAAUUAGGUGGUGAUGUCAAGUUUUGGCGUCGACGAUACUUCAAACUGACUGGUGGCCAACUCUAUUCUUAUACCGAUACAUUCCAUUCACCACGUGCCUUGAUUGACCUUUCCAAAGCAAUAGUUUUGACUUGUGACAACCGUAUAGUAAAGGAUACAGGCGAGACAUUCUCCUCGACCGUUAAUAAUGGAUGGAUGAACAACAAUGAUGUAGGUCAAACAUUGAUGAUGGAACUUGAAAACACCUCUACUAUGGAAAGGUAUCACCAUACACACAGUCAUCAAGAGUUGGAAACAUCGAUUGAUAUAUCCUCUCCAACAUGGUCAGACUCGACAACAACAACCAUUAAUAGAAAAAUGAUGGAUGAUGAUGAUGAUCUCUCUUCUUCCUACUCGGUCAAGAAUAGCUUCCAAUUGAAAUUUGUGGAUGGCACCAAAAUCGAGUUCUUCUGUGAUUCAGCAAAUGAACGCCAACGUUGGCUAGAUGUGCUCAAGGUGAUUCUUGGUCGUAUUCCUAGUUUACCUUCAUGGUUGUCCGUAUAGAUCAUUUCCCUUAUGUUACUCCUUUUUUUUGUAUAUAU